AAUGCUGCAGAUGCAGCUGGCUUAUCCUAGAGGCUCUUUAAAAAUUGAUCGUUCGAUGGAGCAACAUAUUCCAGCUGUAUUCAUAAUAACACAUGUCAUCCAUCCAUCUCACCACUAAUCAAUCCAACGGCUGACACAAUUCUUGAAAACGACUGAAGCGGGUUGUUAAAUAUCAAGAAAACGUUCCAAAUAAAACAAUCACAAACAACAUUUCAAGAAUCAAGAAACCUUUUCCCAAUUCAAGAAUCAAAAACCUUUCCCUUUUAAUUUUCUUUCUUCACCAAAUCUUCUCCUUUUAAUUUUCUUUCUUCAACAAAUCUUCAAGAAAAUGAAUAUGAACGUAUAUCACGAGAAUCAGACAGUUGAGAUCAUUGAAGGGCCGCUUUUUGGGUCAUACUGGCCAGCCACGGUUCUCGCUAGAGAAGAAGGUCACCCGUACCGCCUCUUCUACAAAAUACAGUACCUUACUCGCUUUAACGAUGAUGACUCGCCGCUGACUGAGGUGGUUCAUGUUAGAGUUAUAAGGCCAAUUCCACCGGAAUUUGUAGAUUAUCGGAACUUUGAGUUGAAUGAUAUAGUUGAUGCUUAUAACUACGACAUCGGGGCUUGGCAGGCAGGGACAGUUAUCGGAAAUGUUGAGAAUCUUGAUCAUCACCUCGUGAGGCUGUUUGAUCAGACCGAACGGUUAGCUCCUUAUAUCAGGUUCCAUGCCGAGUGGUUUCCUCUUCCUUGUUAUGUGUUUUGGAGGCCAACUGAUGAAUAUACUCAUAAUCAAGUAACUGAUUCUCAAGCAAAUUGAUAAUCUACCAAACUAGGGUCACUGAUUGAUGAAGAACAUAUUAUGGCUGUCUAAAAUUUUUGCAGGUUCUGCUACUAUUUUAAUCAGUAGACUUAACAUGAAACUGUAUUGCUUUGCUAAAUAGUUAAGUAGGGAUUUGGCAUGUUAAAUUGUGAUUAAAUGCCGAAACCAAAAAGAUUAUUGAUGUUUCUGCUCUAAUAUGUUGCUAAUACUAGCUAUUACUAUUGUUUGAAUGAUACGUCACUAGUGUGGACUAAACCAGUGUGUGGUUUCUGAAACUUGUAUGUAUAUACUGAUGAGAUAUAUGGACUUA
Mercurialis annua (annual mercury) is the source of this 1112-nucleotide messenger RNA. RefSeq names its product DUF724 domain-containing protein 2-like. The coding region runs from base 329 to 799 and encodes 156 amino acids. Lineage: Eukaryota; Viridiplantae; Streptophyta; Magnoliopsida; Malpighiales; Euphorbiaceae. The record is from RefSeq and is a predicted model, not a curated record. The transcript is spliced from 2 exons.